Penicillium bovifimosum is the source of this 1374-nucleotide messenger RNA. RefSeq lists its product as uncharacterized. The coding region runs from base 1 to 1374 and encodes 457 amino acids. Lineage: Eukaryota; Fungi; Ascomycota; Eurotiomycetes; Eurotiales; Aspergillaceae. The transcript has a single exon. The record is from RefSeq and is a predicted model, not a curated record.
AUGUCGACUCAAUCCCCUCACCCUCCAACUCCCAAGGGCUCCCGCACAAACCGACGCCCCCAGAAGAAGAAUAUGACCCCCCAGGCUCCGAAGUCUCAGCCUCUCUCUACUCCCCCCUCCUCUCCGCCGCAGACCAUGACCCCAGGCGUUCUCCCAACUGGCGCGUUGAACAAUUUCAAUUCUUCGAAGAAGGCCCCGCGUUCAGGGAAGAAGCAGCGCGAUCCCAAAGGUUCAGCAACCCCGCAACAUGGCUACCAUAGCAACGGAUACAGCGGCCAGCGACAAACACCCAAUCAUCCCGCUGUGACUUCUCCUCUACCGAAGUCAACAACACCAGCCUACGCGGGACCAACCUUCCACGCAUCCCCUGCCCCGUCCGCCUUGCCUAUUCCCAGCUUCUUCUCGAAAUCAGCACCUGAUUCAAAGCUCGCCCCUCCUAUCGAGACCGAUAGCGACGAUGCGGAGCCGGGACCCGAUGCGACUCCCUCGAAGCCUCGAAAUAAGACCCCCAUUCUGGCUGACGAACAAAAGCCUUCCCCGCUAGAUUUUCUUUUCCAGGCUGCCGUGCAAGCUAGGGACGCCAAGUCCACCGGCAGUCAUGAGGUGGAUAGGCUGCGGUCUCCCCAGACUGAGCCCAGGGCCGCUCGCACCAAUCCUGAUGGAAUGUUUGCUUUCGAAAUUGGAAACUCUGACCACCCCCGCAAGGCGGUCAACUCGGGUAUCGGUCCUUCUUUCGCGCCAUCUUAUCAAGACCGCAUGAAUGCGCUUCGACCGCCUAGUGCCUCUCAGUCACCUGCGGCCGCUGAGGAGCAGCACAGAAGGAGGACCGAGGAGUUGAAGCAACUCUUGCUCAACCCGCCUGCGCAGAAGCCGCCGUCUUUGGUUCAAUCUUCGAGUGAUUAUGCUGGAACAUUCGGACCUCGCCCGUCUAAUGUUCCCCCUUAUGCAACUCCCGUGCGCACCUCAUCUGGUCCUCCGUUGACCUUGUCUAAUGGGUCCUUUUCCCCGCACUCUCAUCCGCAGCAACCGCAUGCUUACCCUCACUACUCCCAACAUGCCCCCUUGCCUGCGCGCCACUACGUUCCGCCUCCAUCCAUGCCUCAGUAUCAUGGCCGUGCCUCGAAUGGACACCCCAGCGGCGGAUACUCGAGUGGGCCUUCCCCGGCACCGUCCGGCAACCCCUACCUGCCAGGUUACGAGUCUCAGUGGAGUGGUCACGGAUCACCCCACCAGAGUUACGCCGCGCCUUCGUCCCAGAUGCCUGUCAACUCGCCGUUGCCAUCUCAGGCGGCGGAUACCCGGCAGAUCGAGAAUGACAUUCGCCGGGUAUUGAAGCUGGACACCUCUGGGGGUGCUCCCAUCAUGUACGCUUAG